Molecule: messenger RNA, 564 nt
Organism: Cryptotermes secundus
Lineage: Eukaryota; Metazoa; Arthropoda; Insecta; Blattodea; Kalotermitidae
Product: histidine-rich glycoprotein-like
Exons: 1
Coding region: 1-564 (187 amino acids)
Source: RefSeq, a predicted model, not a curated record
AUGGGACUACACAUCGAACAUCACAACAGAGCAGGGAACACCCAGCAAGACGAAAAGCACGAAUGUGGGAUGGGACCAAACAUCGAACAUCACAAUAGAGCAGGGAACACCCAGCAAGACGAAAAGCACGAAUGUGGGAUGGGACCAAACAUCGAACAUCACAAUAGAGCAGGGAACACCCAGCAAGACGAAAAGCACGAAUGUGGGAUGGGACCACACAUCGAACAUCACAACAGAGCAGGGAACACCCAGCAUGACGAAAAGCAUGACUGUAUGGUGGGACUGCACAUCAAAUACGUGUAUCACAACAGAGCAGGGAACGCCCAGCACGACGAGAAACAUGACUGUAUGGUGGUACUGCACACCAAAUAUCACAACAGAGCAGGGAACACUCAGCACGACGAAAACCACGAAUGUGCGAUGGGACUACACAUCGAACAUCACAACAGAACAGGGAACACCCAGCAAGACGAAAAGCAUGAAUGUAUGUAUGGUGGGACUACACAUCAGACAUCACAACACAGCAGGGAACACCCAGAACGACAGAAAGCACGAAUGUGUUAG